AAUCAAUCAAUCAAUGAGCAUUUGAAAUUUAGUUAUAAGCACUCAUGACUCAUGCAUAGCCUAACUGCAUACUAUCUAUGUACUUAGUUGCCAAUAGGCCAGGAAUAAGCCACACAAAUAAACUGUCUUAUUCAUCGAACAUUCCAUUCUGAGAAACAUGCAUAUUUUUCUACAUCAAUGUAGGUACUUCUAGUUUCCACACAUAGGUAAUUAAAUGACGUAGAUUUUAUUCAUAAAUUAAACAAGACUGUGGCUUCUCACAACCAGUUUGGUUUAAUCUAACACGUUUGUAACGAGCCGUGAAUUUGGAAUUUUUUUUAAAUCGAGGAACAGUUUCGCAGAAAGAAUGAAAUUUGAAUACAAUUGUAUGAUUGUGAUUGCACGAAUACGGAACCGGCUGCAUACGAGAUGACCUGCAAGGCUGCACGUGAAUGUAAAUUUUUCAGAUUUCAAUAUUUAUAGGGAUCUCUUCUGUUUAUCAUUUUAGAGGUGAAGAAAAAUUCCACAUCAAUAAGUGAUAGAUGAACUAAAAGUUACUUAUAGAAAUGGAAACCAAAGGCGUCUCGAUCACAUGGCAAAACCUUACGGUCAAAGUUGACAUCAAAACACAGCAUAUAUUUCGAAAUGCCACCCAUACUGUCAAAGAAUUGAUUCAUAAUGUGAAUGGACAUGUCAGACCGAACAAUUUGGUAGCGAUUAUGGGCGCAAGCGGAUCGGGUAAAACUACAUUGAUGUCAGUGCUGGCAAAUAGACGAUUAGGGGAUUUCAAAGUUGCUGGAGAUGUUCGAAUAAAUGGUCAAAAAAUACCCUCUGACUUGAUGAAGAAAAUUUCAGGAUUCGUUUAUCAAGAUGAUUUAUUUGUUCCUACAUUAACUGCUUCGGAGCAUUUACAUUUGGUGGCCCGAAUAAAAUUAGACAAGAAAAUUACCACCAAACAUCGUAAAGCAUUGAUAAACGAAAUAUUAAAAGAUGUUGGUCUGACAGAAUGUGCGAAUCGUUUUAUUGGCACUUCGACUGACGAUGAUGGACAGCUGAACUUAUCAGGAGGUGAACGAAAACGAUUAUCUGUAGCCACCGAAUUAUUAAUCAAUCCAGCUUUGCUGUUUUGUGAUGAACCAACCACAGGUUUAGAUUCAUAUUCAGCUUUAAAAGUGAUGACUGUGAUUAGGAAUAUGAUUAAUCAAGGUGGUAAAACGAUUAUUUGCUCAAUUCAUCAACCCAGUGCAAAAAUACUCGAUUUGUUUCAUCAAAUAAUAUUGUUACACGAUGGAAAAAUCGCGUUCUGUGGAUCUAUCGAGAAUGCUCUAGAAUUUUUUCAAAGCAUCGGUUAUUUCUACAAUAAAAAACAAAAUCCAGCUGACUAUUUUCUUAAAAGUCUCUCAGUAGUUCCCGAACGUGAGCUGGAGUUCAGUCGUAAAGCUGCUGAGAUUUGUUUGAAAUUUCAAGAAAGUCAAUAUUCCAAGAUGAUUUGCGAACAAACUGAGGAGGAGAGCGGUAGAAUAGAGAAGCUCAGUGGACUGGAAAAAAUCGAAUAUAUCUCCUGGUUCCAAAAGUUUCAGCUUAUAACUUAUCGUGAAGUUCUGAGUGCCAAGAGAAAUCCCUCGAAACUAUGUAUAAAUAUCAUCAGGAGAAUAGCGUUUGCUUUAUUUGUGGGCUUUUGUGUGAAAAAAAGCACGAUCACGAAUCAAGAAAGUAUUCAUUCCAUGAAAGGAUUACUGUUUGUGAUUGAGAAUCAAAACUUCUUUCCUUAUUUUUAUACUGCCAUCAAUCAUUUUCCAAAGAAAAUGCCUUUGUUUUUGCGAGAGUAUUCUAAUGAUAUGAAUACACCGCUGAUUUUUUAUUUAUCAAGCAUUAUUUCGCUGAUUCCAGGGUUACUGUUGGAUUCGAUUUUAUUCACAGUUAUAGCGUAUGUGAUGUUAGACUUACGUAAGAAUUGGUUCGCUUUUUUUGUAACCAUAAUGGCGAAUAUUUUGAAUUCUAAUCUAUCAGUUUCAUUUGGAAUUAUGGCAUCAUUGGCAACAAACAACUUUCAUAUCUCUGACACCCUGGCACUACUUCUUGGCACAUGUUUUUAUCCAUUUACAGGAAUGGUGAUGAACAUUAGAUCAAUUCCUGCGAUAUUUUUAUGGAUACGGUAUUUUUCAUGGCUGACAUACGCGUUUGAAUGUGUGCUGAUCGUGUACUUUGAAGGGGUCGAACAUAUUGAGUGUUCGAAGACAGAAGUAGGUGCGCAAUGCUUGAAAAAUGGCCAAGAAGUUCUGCACUCGAUGGGUUUCGAUAGUGCGAAUUUGCGAGGAAAUAUAAUUACGAUGAGUUGCAUGUAUUUGAUUUUCCAGUUGCUUAGUUUUAUUGCAUUAAAAAUCAGAUUGUAUUUCAAAGUAAAUAAUUGAAUGGAA
Molecule: messenger RNA, 2396 nt
Organism: Planococcus citri (citrus mealybug)
Lineage: Eukaryota; Metazoa; Arthropoda; Insecta; Hemiptera; Pseudococcidae
Product: protein scarlet-like
Exons: 15
Coding region: 546-2390 (614 amino acids)
Biological process (GO): transmembrane transport
Cellular component (GO): cytoplasmic vesicle membrane; plasma membrane
Molecular function (GO): ABC-type transporter activity; ATP binding; ATP hydrolysis activity
Source: RefSeq, a predicted model, not a curated record